Molecule: messenger RNA, 693 nt
Organism: Ectocarpus sp. CCAP 1310/34
Lineage: Eukaryota; Phaeophyceae; Ectocarpales; Ectocarpaceae
Source: the annotation of a GenBank genome assembly
AUGGAGCGCCGAUGCAGCGCUCCGGCGACGCCUGCCACCCGCAGGAACUUCCGCUCCGUCGCCCACCGCGUUUCUUUCUACUCAGCAACCGCGACUCCCCGCGCCUACUGCGGCUCCUCCCGGGCGUCCACGCCCGCGAGCGAGCGGACCGCCAGCCUUGGGCGUCCGGCGUCCUUUCUCGACAACGACGACACCGGAAAGAGCAACUGCAACGACGAUAGUUAUUCCGGCAGAGCCGAUUCUUCCGGCGGCGGCGGCAGCGGCGGCGGGAGAAGGUUUUCCGUCAGCGGAAGGAUGAGGAACAAGACGUGCAGCGGCUUUACCGAGAGCGGCUCCAACGGUGGCGAGAGGAUGAGCGGGAGAACCGGGGGAUCAGGGGAACCGUCGACGACCGUGACUGCGGGAUCGGCGGUCAGGCUGUCUGCGGAGGCCUCCGCCAUUCUGAAUGCCUGGUCUCCGCCCGCGGCAGGGGGUGACUCGUCGGCGAGAACGGAUCGGUGCACGGCAGCCCCGGGGGCGGCUGCAACGGCUGGAGCAAGGUGGCAAGGCAAGCCAAAGGCUCUGGUCGGCCCCUUGGCCUUGGAUCGAGCUGUCAGCUCCCGUCGGAUGGAGCUCGCGCUACCGGAGAAGCCGGCCGUCGUUAUCAAGGCCGCGGGGGCGCGCAUGCUCAAGCGACUGGAUUCACAGAUCUAG